Molecule: messenger RNA, 984 nt
Organism: Gossypium raimondii (Peruvian cotton)
Lineage: Eukaryota; Viridiplantae; Streptophyta; Magnoliopsida; Malvales; Malvaceae
Exons: 4
Coding region: 1-984 (327 amino acids)
Source: RefSeq, a predicted model, not a curated record
AUGAUAGAUCUCUAUUCUGGGUAUCAUCAGCUUAGAGUUAAGGAAGUUGAUGUUCAUAAGACUACAUUUAGGACUCAUUAUGAACAUUACGAGUUCUUAGUUAUGCCUUUUGGCCUGACAAAUACUCUGGAUACAUUUAUGGAUCUGAUGAACCGAGUCUUUCAGCUAUAUCUGGAUCAGUUCGUUAUGUUCUUCAUCGACGAUAUUCUGAUUUACACUAAGACCGAGGAUGAUCAUGAUAAGCAUCUUAGAGUAGUGCUUCAGAUACUCCGAGAGAAACAACUCUACACUAAGUUGAGCAAAUAUGAGUUCUGGUUGCGAGAGUUUGUCAAGGGGUUCUCUCUAGUUGCAGCUCCUUUGAAUAAGCUUCUGCGUAAGGGUGUUCCCUUCAUCUGGUCUGAUGCGCAACAAUCGAGCUUUGAGAAGCUCAAGUAUGUUCUGACUCAAGCUCAUGUACUGAUACAACCUAAUCUGACCGAUACUCAAUCUGAGAGGGUGAUUCAGAUACUGAAGGAUAUGCUUCGAAGUUGUGUAGUAGAUUUUCGAGGUAGUGGGGAGGAUUAUCUGCCGCUAGCUGAGUUCGCCUACAAUAACAGUCCUGAGUUGGUUUUUAAAAUCGAGGAUACGGUUAGACUAAUUCGGGAUCAUCUAAAGGUGGCUUCUGAUAGAAAUAAGUUUUAUGCAGAUCUGAAAAGAAGAGAUAUUGAGUACUCUGUGGGUGACUUCGUCUUUCUUAAGGUUUCUCCGUGGAAGAAAGUUCUGAGAUUCGAUUGUAAGGGCAAGUUGAACCCUAGGUUCAUUAGGCCAUAUCGGAUUCUGAAGCAUGUGGAACCAGUCACUUAUCAGUUGAAACUACCUCUAGAGUUAGACCGUAUCCACGAUGUAUUUCAUGUCUCGAUGUUGAGGCAGUAUCGACCUGAUCUAUUUUAUGUUAUUUCUGUUGAGGAGAUCGAGAUUAGACCAAAUUUGACUUUUGAGGAGUAG